AUGCUGGGAUUCGGGGCGGAGCGCUUGCGGGCUGACAUGAAUCGUUUGCUCGCAUUACUCUUCCACCAGGGAGUGUUGGAUGAGCAAUUUUUGCAGCUCCAGCAGCUCCAAGAUGAAUCCUCUCCAAACUUUGUUUCUGAGGUUGUUAACAUAUACUUCCACGAGUCUGAGAAGCUAUUGAGGAAUCUCAGAGGAUUGCUGCUGGAUAGAGAGUUCUCAGACUACAAGAAAAUGGGUACUCAUUUAAAUCAGUUUAUGGGUAGCAGUUCAAGUAUUGGUGCCAAAAGAGUCCGAAAUGUAUGCGUCGCCUUUCGCACUGCUUCCGAGCAAAGUAACAGAGCCCGGUGUUUGAGAGCCUUGGAGCUGUUAGAAUACGAGUACUGUUACCUUAAGAACAAACUGCAUGAACUUUUCCAGAUUGAGCAGCAGAGAAUCCUAGCAGCUGCAGGGAGAUACCCGCCAGUUCAGCACCACAUAGACAACCCAUAG
Molecule: messenger RNA, 489 nt
Organism: Fraxinus pennsylvanica
Lineage: Eukaryota; Viridiplantae; Streptophyta; Magnoliopsida; Lamiales; Oleaceae
Source: the annotation of a GenBank genome assembly